Molecule: messenger RNA, 3598 nt
Organism: Bombyx mandarina (wild silkworm)
Lineage: Eukaryota; Metazoa; Arthropoda; Insecta; Lepidoptera; Bombycidae
Source: RefSeq, a predicted model, not a curated record
UAAAAUGGCGUCGUCGAAGGAAACCUAUUGCUUGUGCGGGCAGCCGUAUAAUGUUGGACAAUUUAUGAUAGAAUGUGAUUGUUGUCGUGAAUGGUUUCAUGGCAGCUGUGUGGACGUCAAAAUAUAUCAAUCUGAUGACAUAGACAAGUACCACUGUCCAAAAUGCGCCCAAACAUACGGAUCUUCAGUGUUAAAAAUUCCAACAAACAAUCACCGGGCCGACAGGUACGAGCUCGGGGCGGAGUCAAGACCAUCACAGGUUGGCACCCCAGCAUGGGUCAGAGCGUUAGCCGCCAGGGCUCCACGACCUUCGGCUCAGGCGUUGCAGCAGAUGCGGGCUGAACAAUUCACAGAGGAGUUUGUUAGAGAUAAUGGUUUUACCAAGCCGGUAAUAUUUCAUUCACCGGAAGGUCUAGAUAUGAAAAUGCCAAAUCCUAGUACGUUUACAGUAAGAUCGGUCCUGAGGUUCUGUGGAGCACAAUUAGAAGUGGAAGUCAUAGACGUAAGGAAACAGUCGACGCAGAGGAUGUCGCUGGCAGAUUUCGUUGACUAUUUCGAGACUCCGCCCGAGCACCGAGACGAGAAGGUCCUGAACGUACUGAGCCUAGAGUUUUCUGAAACAAAACUGUCAGGGCUGGUGAACCCGCCCCACGUGAUCACCCGGCUGGACUGGGCGAGCCGCGCCGUGCCGCCGCACGAGGUGCUGCGCCCCGCCGUGCAGAAGUACUGCCUGGUGUCCGCGGCCGGCUCCUACACGGACUUCCACGUGGACUUCGGCGGCACCACGGUCUGGUACCAUGUGCUGCACGGACGGAAGAUAUUCUAUUUGAUACCACCGACCACCACGAACCUGGCGCUGUACCAACAGUGGUGCUCGUCGAACAAUCACAACGAAAGGUUCUUCGGUGACAUGGUGGAAUGGUACGGCACGGUGGAGGUGUCUGCGGGACAGACCCUGUUCAUCCCGAGCGGCUGGGUGCACGCCGUGCUCACGCCCUGCGACUCCCUCGUCUUCGGCGGGAACCUGCUGCACUCCUACGCGAUCGAGAUGCAGCUGCAGAUUUAUGAGAUUGAAAAAAGAGUGGAAACUCCUACGUUGCUGCGUUAUCCGCUGUUCGAGGCGAUGCACUGGUACGCCGGUGCUCAUCUACUCACCAUGCUCAGGAGACACAACGAGGAGAUUCAGGACGAAGACUUUAUUAUAAGCGAGAGCUGCGUACAGACCGCGCCGGCCCAGCUGCCGCCCCUGCUGCUGCGCGGCAUCAAGAUACUGGCCAACGCUUUGAAGGAAUGGCACGCUCUUAAAAGUACGGACACCUCAAAACGUGACAACGUCCCAAAACGAUUGAACUCUGGACAGCUAGUACGAGAACUGUGCAAGGAGCUGAGGACUCUGGAGAAGCGACUGUUGAGCAGCUCUAGUAAGGAUAAGGAUUUCAAAAUCAAAAGUCAAUCAUCGCCCAACAAAACCCUAAAGAAGCACUCUAGUUCCACAAGAAAGCCCUUGAAGCUGACUUUGCCCAAACCGAUAAUGCAUAUGACUCCAAACGGCGACUUCAUUGAAGAGAAAAUCUAUUCGGAAAAAUUCUACAUAGACAACAAAGAUGGCGGCUACCAAGACAGGUAUUUGCAGAACGUAGAGUACUCGAAUGGGUUGCCAGAUGUCAAAUAUUUAGUCGAAGGCAAAGAGAUGGUGUUGCCAGAAAAAUAUGCAUAUCAGAAUUACGAAGAGGUUCAGAAUUACUCUGAGGCUAAUGGUUACGUGGAGAGGAGCGAUAAAAAAGUUUUGAAGAUUAAAAUGAACAACUCGCCGUCGUCAUCCCGAGACGAGGCUCCACCCCCUUACCCUCUUCCGGAACAUUCCAUUCUAAAGUCCCACCUUAUCCGAGCAGAGCCGCCAGGCCUGAAGCCGAUAAAUCAGUGGACGAUAUCCAAGAAGGACAUCGGGGACUACCACGAGGAGCAGAUACUGUUCACCAACGAGAACGUGCAGGCCAACGUGCGCGUCGACCCGCAGGACGUCGGCUACGGCGCGGGGAUGUACUCAGCUGAGGACAUGCAGCCGGAGUACCAGUACCCGGAGACUGCCAAGCCGGGCUCGUUCCAGGACUACACGUUCAGGCCGCAGCACGUGUCCUACUCCGUGCCUAACUACCAGCGGUUCGCGGACGGGCCCGCCGCGCAGGAUCAAAAUUACAAUGAAGUUACGGUGCAAGACACGCUGAACGGGUCGUACCAACAGAACCAGCUACCUUCAUACGACGUGGCGAUAGCACAACAGUACGGGACCAGUAAUUAUGUGGUGGAAGAGCAGAAGACGGCCGCGCCGGCGCCGGUGCGUCGCUCGGAGCGGCCGGUCCGGCGCCGCGUGUCCAACACGUACGACUACGAGGACUGCGACCUGUACAUCGACGAGACGCCGGCCCCGCGCCGGAGGAAGCCCUCCGGCAAGAACAAGACGCACUACAAACAGAGCCCCGCAAAUGUCCCGUCCAACAACAACUACAGGCAGGCCGCCAUACCGGCGCCGGCCAACGGUAUCGAGUCGCUGAUACAAGCUUCAGUGUUGGCUGAAGAAGAGGAGCAACCGGUUGACGCUACGGAGGACGUGGCGGUGGCCGGCAUGCUGAGUAUAAGCGAACAGCGCUACACGGCUCCCCGGACCUUCGGGCUGGCGGCGCACCGGGACCUCGCGCCCUCCACCUCGGCGCAGGACAGCAGUAGCAGUACACCGAGUGGCAGUAAAAGAACGCGGAAACCGGCUCCCAUCGCCGGCCACUCCGAUGAGGACGUAGCCGAGGAACAAGACAUCAUCAAGGAGGUGCAUCGAGACGAAGAGUACGUGUAUCCAUCGUUAGAAAUGAGUUCGGAUGAGGAAGACGACUGGGCGCUGUCGCGGCGGCGGCGGACCUCCAGGAAGGUCGAUAAGACCAAGGGCGAUAAGGACGAGGCGUGGUCGCCGCGCGCCCGCCUGGGCCGGCUGGUGCCGCGGCUGCGCGGGCCCGCGCGCGCCGGCGUGCGCCGCGAGUGCGUGCGCGCCGCGCUGCACCACGCCGCCGCGCGGGACGACCUCGUGCAGAACGCGAAACGCGCCGUGCUAGCGACCAAGAGCAGACGGCCGCCGCCGCCCGCGCACGCCGCGCCCAGCAACAAGAAUAUAAGACUGAAAAAAGGCAUGAAAACCGCCAAACAACGGUUAGGAAAAAUCCUUAAAAUACACAAAAUGAUAUAUUAAUUAUAUUUUAAUAUUUAAACGAUUUUUUUUAUCAGAUUACUGUUGGAUUCAUAGAACUAAUAAUACAGUCAUUACGUACAUAAAAUACGUAAUAUUAAUAACUGAAGAUCUACAAUGCCAUUUAUUAAAUAUUAUGUAAGGUUCCAAAACGUAACAAGUCCUUAACACAGAGCAAUGGAAAAUGACAUAUAAUUUCUGAAAUAAAUAAAAACGAGUAGAUAAGAGAAAUAUAAUAUAAAUUUUAGUGUAAUAACGGUGCAAAUUCGCGUAGAUGCGAAUUUGAGACUUGUUACCUUUUGGAAUCGAGGCAUUGUCGAUUGUCAGUCUCUAUAGUCGCUGCGGCUACAGAGGAUUCUAAUUUUG